This is a messenger RNA of Mesorhabditis belari, 762 nucleotides long. The record is from the annotation of a GenBank genome assembly. NCBI's taxonomy places the organism in Eukaryota, Metazoa, Nematoda, Chromadorea, Rhabditida, Rhabditidae.
AUGACCAGCGAAAGUAUCACCCGUCUUCGUAUCGUUUUCAUCGUCUGGUGUAGCUUGCUUUUCUCACUUUACGUCUAUUUGUGUGUGCCGUCGUUAUCCGUUUCGAUCGCUUUCUGCUUGAUCAACGCGUUCAUCGUUUGUUUCGCGUGUGUCGGCAUUCGAGCGCAAAUCUCGCUUUUCAUUUUCCCCAACAUCAUUUUCAAGUCUCUAAUGGUGAUGGUUCUUCUAUUCAUCGCUUGCAUUUCCCUUGACGCGAUUCACAUGAAAGUUCGCAAUGAAAUGAGAAAAUCGAAGGCGAAUCAAACGGAGCAAAUCGUCGACAAUUGGAUCGAUGAGAAGAUGAGCGAGUCUCCCUUUCUGCGCUCACUCAUCACCACGCAAGCCGAUCCAUUCUUCGUCGUUUGGCUGAUGUGUUUCGUGCUUCUGCUUUGUGCAGAAAUUAGGCUCUGUUUCGCCGUCGCCUACAAGAAUCUCGGGCCGAGGGCGGGGAAUGGAGGUGAUCACUCCACUUCACCGAUGGAGAUUGUGACGAUCAAGCAAGCCCCACCGCCAUCCUAUUCGCAUUGCAUCAGAAGGGAUUCACAAGUUUCGACAAAACAAACGGAUAGCGAUGAUCUGCCGACGUACGAGGAAGCGAAUGAGAUCGUGAAGAGGAGAAUGAGCCUCGUCUCCGGCGAUGUCCCGUGCUCGUCGCGUUCCGGCAGCAUCUACACAUCGACGGCUCUGAUGAAAAUACCUCCUCCACCGGCCACCCUUCACUUG